This is a messenger RNA of Oncorhynchus mykiss (rainbow trout), 2007 nucleotides long. The record is from RefSeq and is a predicted model, not a curated record. NCBI's taxonomy places the organism in Eukaryota, Metazoa, Chordata, Actinopteri, Salmoniformes, Salmonidae.
UUGUAACUUUGAAAAUAGACUCAGGGAAGGUAGCUCUAUCGCGUGGUAACAAGUGACAUUUAGUGUGAACCUGAGAGCGCGCGUGGUCAGUAGGGAAACGCCGUCUACACGGUGCUCGGUAAACUUUGAAAAGAAAGGAGAGUGAACGAAGAAGUUUGUGGACACGCUUUUUUGACGGUCAUUUCAACAUGGGUUUACUUCUAUAAUGGACGGAAUAGAGAACCCAUAUAUUUACACGUCAUAACCACGGCAUCGUCCCCGUCUAUGACUGCAGGCAUGGCCCUGUUCAAGCAGCAGACUGUGGAGGAUUUCUACGACAUCGGAGAAGAAUUAGGAAGCGGUCAGUUUGCCAUCGUGAAGCGUUGCUGGGAGAAGAGCACAGGUCUGGAGUUCGCCGCUAAAUUCAUCAAGAAACGUCAGAGCAGAUCCAGCCGGCGGGGGGUCAGGAGGGAGGAGAUAGAGAGAGAGGUCAACAUCCUACAGCAGACACAACACGCCAACAUAGUCACCUUCCACGAUGUCUACGAGAACCUCACUGACGUGGUGCUCGUCCUGGAGCUGGUGUCAGGGGGAGAGCUGUUUGACUUCCUGGCCCAGAAGGAGUCUCUGAGUGAAGAGGAGGCAACUCAGUUUAUCAAACAGAUUCUGGAGGGGGUCCACUACCUACACUCUAGGAAGAUAGCACACUUUGACCUCAAGCCUGAAAACAUCAUGCUGUUGGACAAGAACGUGCCAUUGCCAAGGAUCAAACUAAUCGAUUUCGGACUCGCUCACAAAAUCGAGGCGGGGGCAGAGUUUAAAAACAUUUUUGGGACUCCUGAAUUUGUGGCCCCAGAGAUAGUGAACUACGAACCGCUGGGACUGGAGGCAGAUAUGUGGAGUAUAGGAGUCAUCACCUACAUCCUGCUGAGUGGAGCGUCUCCCUUCCUGGGAGAGACUAAACAGGACACGCUGGCCAACAUCUCAGCCAUGAACUACGAGUUCGACGAGGAGUUCUUCUGUAGAACCAGUGAACUGGCCAAAAGCUUCAUACGGCAGCUACUGGAGAGAGACAAGAUGAAGAGGUUAACUAUUCAAGAUGCCCUCAACCAUCCCUGGAUCAAGUCUAAUGAGUGCAAGGAGGAGACUCCCAUCACCAAGACCGCGGACCAGACCAAGACCCCGGACCAGACCAAGACCCCGGACCAGACCAAGACCCCUAAGAAGCGCGAGCGGCGUCAGCUGAAGACCAAACGUCUCAAGGAGUACACCAUGAAGUCCCACUCCUCCAUGCCCCCCAACAACACCUACGUCAACUUCGAACGCUUCGUCCAGGUAGUGGAGGACAUCAGCCGGAUGGAGGGCUCCUUCACUGGGCUAGCCUCGGCCCACGACUCCCUGCAGGAGGACAUUGACGCCUUGGUCUCCGUCUACAACCACAAGGAGUCCUGGUACAAGGAGGAGAGCGAGGGGGUCCGUCACCAGCUAUCUCAGAUCCGCUACGAGUUCCGUAAAGUGGAGGCGAUGAAGAGGAGCCUGCAGGAUGAGAUGAAGGUGGUGGACGUCAGCGUCAGUGACGUCAGCGCCCGCUACCAGGAGAGGAAGAGACACUUUGACGCCCUGAGACAGGAGCUGAGCGACGAGCUGAAGUGGGUGCAGGACGUGGUGGGGUCGUUAGGGGUCACAGGCGGGGUCGCGGACGGGGUCGGAGGAGGAGGGGGCUACCUCAACUGUAACUUCUCCACUGUGUUUAAUAAUGACGUGAAUGAAGCACUGAAGGAAAUGCUGAACAGAAGCUGUGGAGGAGAUCUGCUGUCUGGGAUCAGCCUGAACCUCACCGAGUCUGGACUGAAGAGAUAGUAUGGUAUAGUAUAGUACAGUAGAGUAUCAACCUGGACCUGACUGAGUCUGGACUGAAGAGAUAGUAUAGUAGAGUAUAGUAUAGUAUAGUAGAGUAUAGUACAGUAGAGUAUCAACCUGGACCUGACUGAGUCUGGACAGUAGAGUACCAACCUGGAACUGACUGAG